This is a messenger RNA of Leptosia nina, 309 nucleotides long. Lineage: Eukaryota; Metazoa; Arthropoda; Insecta; Lepidoptera; Pieridae. The record is from the annotation of a GenBank genome assembly.
AUGCACGCUCACGACUCUCAGAACAACUCCGGACAUGACAUUCCACGUUUCGUUAGUGUUCUGCGGCUGUUGAAUUUAAAACGAUUCCCAAGAACAGGGUCGCAAGUUGGUGAAGGUUGGAGGAGGCCGCGCUGCAAACUGCAUCGUCUCGUCACGGCUCCCCGGACGCCUCACCCCGCGGCGCCCCCCGCCGUUAUUGUAGUACGCCGUGUGGAUGCGGUGUGCGUGUGUCUGUUCCAGUCGACUGUUGUGCUGAGCACGAGGUUUUCAUUCGAGAAGUGCAUGCAGCCGCACUUUAUAUGCUCGUAA